Molecule: messenger RNA, 744 nt
Organism: Ustilago hordei
Lineage: Eukaryota; Fungi; Basidiomycota; Ustilaginomycetes; Ustilaginales; Ustilaginaceae
Exons: 2
Coding region: 1-744 (247 amino acids)
Source: RefSeq, a predicted model, not a curated record
AUGAAGCUCCUUCCGACCUUCAAUGUGCUUCUGAUUGCUGUUCAGAUGAUUGCAGCUGUGCAGCUUGAUCAACUUCAGCAGCCCCGUUUCGUCAAGGUGAGGCGAAACCUUUCGAACGAUGCCGGCAGCAGCGAGACGCAACAUAGUCUGGAGCGACGUUUGGGAAGCGAACUCACCGGCAGGGUCGCGAAAGCAGCUAGCGAAUUCGAAAAAUUAGAGUCGCAAAGUAAGAAGCUUCCCGACUUGUCGCAUCUGGCAAAUUCGCAAGGAAAGAUAAGCGAGCACAACAAUCUCGCUACUCCUUCAAACAAUUGGCCAUAUAUUCACGAAAAUAUGCUUGGGAGUCACAAUUACCAACUAGAACAGCACUCAGAGGCUAUUUCGAACCACAGAAACAAGAUCGAAGAAAGCAUGGCCAGCAUUCUCAAACACGAUGAGAGACUCAAGAGCGUCGAAGAGGCCCUGAAGGAAAAUAAGGAGAAAAUGAAGGGGGAUCGCAGUGGGGGGGCAUCUAAUGGGGUUUUAUGGGCUCUGGCAGCUGGUACAGUUGCCACCGCAGGAACAGGCAUUUACUUCCAGCAUGCUUCAAGCAAGACUAUGGCAGACAUGGCGGACCGAAUCCAGGCGCAGCAGGCGGAGAUCAACAGAAUUAAGGCACUCAAUGGGCAGCAGGGUGGUGCGAUGCAAGGACAAGGUGUUGCAGGUACCACUGGACGAGGCACAUUCGAUGGAGGACUUGUCUGA